GCCAGCCAUGCUGGGUGGGUGUCAGAGGCCCAUAAGUGGCUGCCAAACUUUUAAGAAUACAUCCCCCUUGUUUUUCAGAGUGUAUGUGCGUUGUUCCAGACGUAAGGUUUCAUUCAAAGUUUGUUUGAACAGGUUAAAUGUAAGGGGGUCUGUGCUGAUUCCAUCUGAGAAGAAUACAUUUCUUCGCUAUGUAGGAUAUCAUAGCAAUCAUCUUCAUGUGUGUGGGAUCCAGUGUUUUGUUCAGUUCUGUACCAAAAAGAUAACAUAUUGGUGUACAGUCCAGCGAGGUCCCCACAACCUUGACAGUCAGGUCAUGUACAUCCUUUAAGAAGUAUUUUAACUUUUUGCAUUCCCAGAAGAUGUGCAUAAUUGUCCCUAUACAUGUUUUACAACGAUGACAUCUUGGGGGUGAAUUUUGAAACAUCUUGCUUAGGCGGAGCGGAGUAAGGUACGUCCUGUGCAUAAACUUAUAAUUCUGUUCAAUUAUUUUGUUACAAGACAGUGAAAUAAAGACAUUCUGGUAAAUAGUAUCCCACUGGUCUUCACUAAGAUCACUUCUCAAAUCCUUCUGCCAUAUACUCUUCAGUGGGGUCAGGGAAGAGCUAUGAUGAUCUAACAGAGAAUUGUAGAUAACAGAGAUUUUACCUCUUAGUGACACGGAACUUGUCAAAACCUCCUCUAGGCAUGUAAAUCCCAAAGAUAGUCGUCCCUCCCCUUUCAGAAUGAUAAUUAGGGGAUAAUUUCAGGGACUUCCCAAUUGUUGGUGGCAGAUCUGGGUUUGAGGAUAAAAGGGCAAGCCCAGAGAUUCUGUCAGAAGUUCCGAAGAACUUUUUUACAUCUUGCCAAGCCCAGAGGGUGUUGUAGAUUAUAUAGGUUCUCGUUACACAUGCACUUUUGAACAAUAUCAACACUGAUAUAAGCUGUUUCUUUAAGGUUUAAUGCAGCCGAGAGUGCAAAAAGAAAUAACCGAGUCUCACGAUUCAAGUUGAAAAAAAUGUUUUUAAAAAAGUAUAACCUUGUGCUGGCGGAUGAAUAGUCUCAAGCUUAUCUAGGUGUUAUGUCUAAUACAUGUUCUUGAACAUUGUUAAUCUUCUUGUAAAGACCUGGCAGUUGACACUGAGCCACUGGAGGGGGAAAAAGGCAUGUCCAUACAGAUUGAAAGGCCCCUUCUGUGGAACAUUCCCUAUAUAAAGGCACCACAUGGACUUGAUUCUGACACUUGCAGUUGAAGCCAAGACAAGAUGUUGAACAUCAGCGAGCAAACGUCUCUGCAGAUCUUGCCCUCAAGGGCCUCGGGUCGCCUGCUGCAGCCUUUCUGGGACUAUUUGCUUCUGCACCACCUGCCCCUCAUCUCGUCUCCUUUUUUACCUGUCCUGCUCGCCUUCUCCAGCUAUUUCUUCUGCAGUAUCCCUUUUGCUGUGCUGGACCUGUUGGGAGAAAAAGUGCCUUCAUUCUAUCAGUACAAGAUCCAACCAGACAGGCAGCCAACAGUAGGGAUGAUGGUGAAGGGCUUCAUGACAGCGCUGUAUAACCAUGUAUUCUUUGUUCUACCAGCUGUGAUAAUCGGCAUGUGUAUCCUGCCAACACCAACACUACCACAGGAUGCUCCAGCUCUCUAUGAGGUUCUCAUUGAUGGACUGGCUGUGCUGCUUCUUUUUGACACUCAGUACUUUAUUUGGCAUGUCGUACAUCACAAGCAUCCACAGCUUUACCGCUGGAUCCAUGCAGUCCAUCAUGAAUAUAUGGCUCCUUUCUCCUGGUCCUCUGAGCAGCUCAGCAUCCCUGAACUGAUGACCAUUGGAUUCUGGAGCAACUUGGACACAAUUCUUUUGAAGUGCCAUCCGCUGACCACGUGGUGCAUCACUGUUUUCAGUGUUUGGAUGUCUGUGGAGGACCACAUAGGCUACGAUCUACCAUGGACCCUCAAUCACCUGGUGCCUUUUGGUCUGCUGGGCGGUGCACCUGCUCACGACAUGCACCACCAGAAACCUAGCAGUAACUUUGCUCCUUUUUUCAGCCACUGGGACAGAAUCUUUGGCACUGCGGCUCCUCUGAAGAAAAAAACUUUCAGGAAGAACAAGUGAAUGCAAUACCAAAUUGCAAGUUGCAGCAAUGAUUUAUGCACCUUCACACAUGUCAAUUAUUUGUCAACAUCUAUUUAUUAUCAAGGCUUUAAUGUUAAACCACUUGCUACCUCCUUGCUGCUCUUCAAUGUUUUCUUUGUGAGGCUGCUUUGCUUCCUCUGCACUCUCCUUAUAAAAUACAAAAAGUUGUUAAAUUCUUUUUUUAUGGCUGUUCAUUUAAUAAAAUCAUGUUCAUGUUC
Molecule: messenger RNA, 2323 nt
Organism: Notolabrus celidotus (New Zealand spotty)
Lineage: Eukaryota; Metazoa; Chordata; Actinopteri; Labriformes; Labridae
Gene: ch25hl1.1
Product: cholesterol 25-hydroxylase like 1, tandem duplicate 1
Exons: 2
Coding region: 1242-2084 (280 amino acids)
Biological process (GO): sterol biosynthetic process; cholesterol metabolic process
Molecular function (GO): C-4 methylsterol oxidase activity; iron ion binding; steroid hydroxylase activity
Source: RefSeq, a predicted model, not a curated record